AUAUUGUUUGUUUAGUACGUUGGAAUUUAUACAAAGUAAAUAACAAUAAGAAAGAGCUAUAAAUUUUCUUUUCUAAAUUUAUAAAUUGUUCAGUGGAAAAAUAAAGGUUAAUUUUUUUAUAAUCAUCAUGAAUGAUUUUGACACUCCUCAAGUAUUUUUUUCUGAUAAUUUUGGUGGUGAUGAACAACGUGACGAUCAGUUAAAAUUACAAACAUUCAAGAAAAAAUUUAAAGAAUUUAUCAGACAGUUUCAUGAGGGCAAUUUUAAUUAUAAGUACAGAGAUGCCUUAAAACGUAAUUAUAAUUUGGGACGGUAUUGGGUAGAAAUAAAUCUCGAAGAUUUAGGAGCAUUUGAUGAAACAUUGGCUGAAAAAAUUUAUAAACAGCCAACUGAGUAUUUACCGGUAUUUGAAGAUGCUGCAAAAGAUGUUGCUGAUGAACUUACUGCUCCUAGGCCUGUUGGUGAAGAAAAAAUUGAAGAUAUUCAAAUUUUAUUGUCAUCAGAUGGGCAUCCGACGUCUUUAAGAGGAAUGAAGCCUGAUAUUGUUUCUAAAUUGAUUAAAGUUCCGGGUAUAAUUGUGUCAGCUUCUGGAAUACGUUCGAAAGCAACAAAAAUUUCUAUUCAAUGCAGAUCAUGUCGAACAAUCCAAAGUAAUAUUGCAAUUAAACCUGGUUUAGAAGGUUAUGCUUUGCCCAGGAAAUGUACCACAGAGCAAGCAGGACGUCCCAAAUGCCAAUUGGAUCCAUUUUUUGUAAUGCCAGAUUUAUGUCAUUGUGUUGAUUUUCAAGUAUUAAAACUUCAAGAACUUCCUGAUCUAAUACCACAAGGAGAAAUGCCCCGGCAUUUGCAGUUAUACUGUGAUCGUUAUUUAUGUGAUCGAGUAGUUCCAGGUAACAGAGUUCUUAUUCUUGGUAUAUAUUCAAUAAAAAAAGUAAUGGGCGGUGGAAAACGAGGUGGAAAAGACAAAGCAUUAGUAGGUGUUCGAGCUCCUUAUAUUCGUGUAAUUGGUAUUUCUGUUGAUGGAGAAAAUUCUGGAAGCGGUACUCAACCGUCUAUUACCAGCGAUGAAGAAGAUAUGUUUCGACGUCUUGCGGCAGAUCCCCAAAUUUAUGAUAAAAUUGCACGAAGCAUCGCACCAAGCAUUUUCGGUGCUUUAGAUAUUAAAAAAGCUAUUGCUUGUUUAUUGUUUGGUGGAUCUAGAAAACGUAUGCCCGAUGGUUUAUGUAGAAGAGGUGACAUUAAUGUUUUGAUGCUUGGUGAUCCAGGUACUGCUAAAUCUCAACUUUUAAAAUUUGUUGAAACUGUUGCUCCAAUUGGAAUUUACACUUCUGGAAAAGGUAGUUCCGCAGCUGGUUUAACAGCUUCAGUAAUGAGAGAUCCAUCAUCAAGAAAUUUUAUCAUGGAAGGUGGAGCUAUGGUAUUAGCUGAUGGAGGUGUAGUUUGUAUUGAUGAAUUUGAUAAAAUGAAAGAGGAUGAUAGAGUAGCAAUACAUGAAGCUAUGGAACAACAAACUAUUUCGAUUGCUAAAGCUGGUAUUACGACAACUUUAAAUACUCGUUGCUCUGUUUUAGCUGCGGCUAAUUCUAUCUUUGGACGAUGGGAUGAUAUCAAAGGCGAUGAUAAUAUUGAUUUCAUGCCUACAAUUCUUUCACGUUUCGAUAUGAUUUUUAUUGUUAAAGAUGAGCAUAGUCAAGAACGGGAUAUUACACUAGCUAAACAUGUUUUAAAUCUUCAUGCUAAUGCUGGACAAAUUACUGAUCAAGCCGUAGAAGGGGAAUUACCUUUAAAUGUUUUAAAAAAAUAUAUUAAUUACUGUAGAACAAGAUGCGGUCCAAGAUUAAAUAAAGAAGCUGGUGAAAAGUUGAAAAAUCGAUAUGUUAUGAUGCGUGCUGGAACUCAUGAACAUGAAAGAGAUACUGAAAAACGGCUAUCAAUUCCAAUAACCGUACGACAGUUAGAAGCAGUUAUAAGAAUAUCAGAAUCAUUAGCUAAAAUGCGUUUACUUCCAUUUGCUACUGAAGUUCAUGUGAAUGAGGCUCUAAGACUUUUUCAAGUUUCUACACUAGACGCUGCUAUGUCCGGUUCUUUGGCUGGUGCUGAAGGUUUCACUUCAGAAGAAGAUCAUGAAGUAUUGUCUCAGAUUGAAAAACAGUUGAAACGACGAUUUGCUGUUGGUUCACAAGUUUCAGAACAAAGUAUUGUUAAUGAUUUUACGAAACAAAAAUAUCCAGAACGUGCUAUUUACAAAGUUAUACACACAAUGAUACGUCGUGGUGAAUUACAACAUCGAAUGCAACGUAAAAUGCUCUAUAGACUCAUGUAAUUUAUAUAUAUUUUAAUAAUAUUCAACAUUUAAUAUUAUGAAA
Messenger RNA from Chelonus insularis, 2366 nucleotides. It is a transcript of the gene Mcm5, whose product is annotated as Minichromosome maintenance 5. Bases 128 to 2323 code for a protein of 731 amino acids. Gene Ontology annotation, cellular component: MCM complex; nucleus. Gene Ontology annotation, biological process: double-strand break repair via break-induced replication; DNA replication; DNA replication initiation. Gene Ontology annotation, molecular function: 3'-5' DNA helicase activity; DNA replication origin binding; single-stranded DNA binding. The transcript has 3 exons. NCBI's taxonomy places the organism in Eukaryota, Metazoa, Arthropoda, Insecta, Hymenoptera, Braconidae. The record is from RefSeq and is a predicted model, not a curated record.